This is a messenger RNA of Protopolystoma xenopodis, 555 nucleotides long. NCBI's taxonomy places the organism in Eukaryota, Metazoa, Platyhelminthes, Monogenea, Polystomatidea, Polystomatidae. The record is from the annotation of a GenBank genome assembly.
UUUGUUAAGCUACCGAUGCUUUCUAGUCACUUGGGUCUGGUCAUAAAUUCCACUAGACCCAAUUCGACUGGCUUCGACGAUAAGUUCGUUAGCUCUAGACAUACCUCUUCUGUGUUCAGAUGGGCCUCCCUUAAUCCAUUUAUUCACGUUGGACAAUGGCUCUUGCAAGCCGAACCAUCUGGCUCCUAUCACGAUAGUAAUAGUGAGACCGCCUCUAAUGCAAUUGCCGCCUGGCGUCAAUUGACCACACGUGGACUACUCGACAUUACGGGACGUCGGAUUUUAGCCAUGGCGAGUGCUAAAACCGACUUUUGCAGAAACACCUUGCCGAAACAAGCACAUCCCUCAGCUGGACACAUGGAUACGGGACAGGAUGAUGUUGAAGAAGAGGAAAAGGAGGCCGCUGCAAUGAAAAAUGUCUGGAUCCCUGCUGCAGGUUCAGCUUCUUUGGCUAGGCUGGCAGCAGAUGCGACCGAACCAAGACUGGCUUGUUGCCUACCUGAUCACUCACUCUCCAUACCUCGGAAGUUUCUUAUGUAUGGUGUGAUGCGAUAA